Molecule: messenger RNA, 13296 nt
Organism: Penicillium cinerascens
Lineage: Eukaryota; Fungi; Ascomycota; Eurotiomycetes; Eurotiales; Aspergillaceae
Exons: 4
Coding region: 1-13296 (4431 amino acids)
Biological process (GO): secondary metabolite biosynthetic process; amino acid activation for nonribosomal peptide biosynthetic process
Cellular component (GO): cytoplasm
Molecular function (GO): phosphopantetheine binding; catalytic activity
Source: RefSeq, a predicted model, not a curated record
AUGGACCCAUCAAACAAGGAAGACGGCAUCGAGCCAUUGUACUUGGAACAGUGCAUGUUCCCCUUCCUCAACACCUCGUUCGAGGGCAGCAAAGGGAGCGAGGAAUUGAUUUCGAUACAUUUGGAAGAUAAGCUUAUUGAAUUUUGUGAGCGCAAUCGCGUUACGCUUUCUCAGAUUUUCCAGGUCGCCUGGAUUGUUCAUUGCUCUGAGUCGAUUAAAGUCAUCGUCGAGGUUCGCGGGGAUCAUGGGACAUGUUCGGCGGGGCUCCGAUACUCCGAAUGUCUUCUAAACGAGGAACAGGCAAUGAAUGUUGCUAGCCUUCUUCAACAUGUCCUUAGCUGUUUGAUCAAAGUUCGUGCUUGGCAGGACAUGGAACUUGCCUCGCCACGAUCAAUGGACCAGCUCUCCAAGUGGAACUCAUCUCUUCCAAAUCGUGUGGAUGCUUGCGUACAUUGGUCAAUACUUGACCGAUGCAAGACCCAACCAAAGUCCACCGCGGUUUGUGCAUGGGAUGGCGAGCUCAGUUUUGCUGAUUUGGAUUCACUCUCUUCGAGUGUGGCACAACAUCUGAUUCAGUGUGGGGUCGGCCCUGAAAAAUUCGUCGCUGUAUACUUCGAGAAGUCACGCUGGACUACGAUAGCCCUUUUGGCUGUGAUGAGGGCCGGUGGAGCCUUUCUCAUGUUGGACCCGUCAUUGCCUCAAGUGCGGUUGCAAGGCAUGUGUAGCCUGCUGAGCAUUGAAGUUGCUUUGGCUCCAGGUCACUUGGCGAUCGCUGCUGCCAAACUCGCAUCGAGGGUGAUUGUAAUUGACGACGAGAACAUCCAGCGUCUUCAAUCACCCUUGCACAGUACAAACUCGUCUUCGAGUAUUGUACAACCACAAAAUGCUCUUUAUGCUGUGUACACAUCAGGCUCCACCGGGACCCCGAAGUGCAUUGUGAUCAGUCAUGCCUCAUAUUGCUCAAGCCAUAGGCAUUUCACAAAUGCUCUCAGGCUCGACUCCAACACUCGCCAUCUACAAUUUGCAUCAUAUACAUUCGACGUCAGUGUUCUUGAUCAUCUCUCCAUAUUGAUGGCAGGAGGUUGCAUCUGUACACCCUCUGAGACAGAUCGACAGUUCGAGACCGCCAAAGCAAUCAACGAUUUCCGUGUCAAUUCACUAAUGCUAACUCCCGCGGUGGCUCGUAUUCUGUCACCCACAUGUAUUCCGACAGUCAGAACCCUCAUGCUAAUAGGCGAAACAGUAUUGCCUUCCGACCUUGGUACAUGGUAUGGCCAUGUGCGCCUGCUUAAUGUUUACGGGCCAGCGGAAUGCACCGUUUUGACAACCACUCAUGUUUUCGAAAACGACACCGACUCUCGUAUCAUUGGCUCCAGUACUGUGGCAAAUUGCUGGAUUGUGGAUCGAGACAAUAUACAAAAGUUGGCACCUGUCGGAGCAAUUGGGGAGCUUUUGAUCGAGGGCCCCAUUGUAGGACGCGGUUAUGUGGAUAAUGAGGUCCAAACACGACUUCAUUUCAUUCCCCCUCCUCAAUGGCGUCUCUCAUUUCCCGGGGCAGAUCCAGAUGGUACAAUUUAUUGUACUGGAGACUUGGUGCAGUAUGUAGCAGAUGGCUUGAUCCGGUAUAUCGGCAGAAAGGAUAGUCAAGUAAAGCUUCAUGGGCAGCGACUUGAACUCGGCGAAGUGGAACACCAUAUCCGCAAAGCCUUGCUGGGGACUGGAUACGGAGUGGUAGCAGAUCUGAUUCGUCCAAGAGACAAUGUCAAAGGCCCUCUCUUGGCCGGGUUUAUCCAGGGAUUCAUUCCGCAAAAGCCUGAGGGGCCCAGCGCUCACGAUCUUUUUGCAACCCCGUGUAAUGAAUUUCGGCAUUUGGCAGAGCACAUCCAAGAGCAUCUGUCAGAACAUCUUCCGCGGUAUAUGAUUCCGGCGGUCAUGAUUCCGCUGAAGCGCAUCCCAAGAAACAGUUCAGGAAAGGCCGACAAGCGACUGCUACGAGAUGCUGCAUCAGAGUUCACUCGAAGUGAACUGGAUGAUUUCAUCAGUGUUCAAACCGACAGAAAGCUUCCGAGCUCUGCGGAAGAAAAGAAAUUGUGUCAAGUGGUAGAAAAGGUUCUCGGCGUCAAGAUGGUUGGAUUGAACGAUAACUUUUUCAGUCUCGGAGGUGACUCUCUCCAGGCCAUGCAGCUAGUUCGUGCCAUAUCAGAGGUCGGACUUGAUUUGUCUGGCGCGGAUGUCUUGAAAUCGACGGCACUUGCGGAUUUAGCAACCAAAGUGAGGCCGAAACGCCGGAGGAGCGAGACGAUACAUCCAUUUGCGUUAGUCAGGCCCAUUAGCUCUCAAAAGAGCGUACUCCGGACCGUCCAAAAAGCCUGUAACCUUGCAUCGGUCGACGAAAUUGAAGAUAUUUACCCAUGCACCCCAUUACAGGAGGCCAUGGUCGCUCUUUCUGCGAAAAGAUCAGUUGUGACAUAUGUCACCCGUUUUGUCUCUCGGUUACCGCCCAACAUCAAUCUUGGCCGACUCCAAAAGGCUUGGGAUGCAGUAUACACGAAAAUCCCAAUCUUGCGGACUCGAAUUGUUCACUCUGAACAGAGUGCAUGGCAGGUUGUUGUUUCUACUUCCAUCGCCUGGCGCCGCGAAGAGACACUCGAUACCUAUGUCCAACAGGAUACUGGCAAGUCCUUUCAACCGGGUGAUCCAUUGAUACGCUUGGGCAUUGUGAGUGCAGGUAGCAUAGAUUACUUUAUCUUCACAAUCCAUCAUGCCCUUUACGAUGGGUUUUCAUUGCCGAGAAUCUUACGGGCUAUUGACUGCGCCUAUCUUGGUCAGACAAUACCGCGAUGGGAGCCGUUCAACAAAUUCGUUAUGUACUUGGCAAGUCUUGAUUAUCAGAAGGCCGAGACUUUCUGGAGAGCAGAACUGGCCGGAUUCUCAGGGGUAUUAUUCCCAAGCCCUUCGUCUGUUGACCAUCACCCGAUCGACAUGAUGACAAAGACACAAUCUGCCUCCCUACAUGUACCCAGUGCUGUCGCGGUAACAAUGACAACGGCCAUUCAAUUCGCAUGGGCGCUCACCCUUGCUCAGUACGCUGACUCGGACGAUAUCGUGUUUGGCGUAACACUCUCGGGGCGGAAUGCGGCCGUGGAUGGAAUUGAUGAGAUUAUGGGCCCGACCCUUACGACUCUCCCGCUGCGAGUGAAGUUAGAUGGCCGAAUGAAAGCCGGCGAUGCGCUCCGAAAGCUUCAGCAAGACAGAGCUGCAACCUUACCUUUUGAGCAUUUCGGACUCUCCAGAAUUGCAUCGCUUGGGGGCGGUGCGGCACUUGCUUGUCGAUUCCAAAGUCUGUUAAUUGUUCAACCCAACAGCAAUGACAUGGCGCCGUCUACCAUAUUCGGGAGUCAAGUAGACCAAUCGCCUGUUGAGAUAGUUGACAAUUACAUUUUGAUGUUGGAGGUGAAGCUCAACAAAGGAAAUUCCACACUGCUUGAAGCUACAUUCGAUCCCGCAGUUGUUGAUGAACUCAUGGUAGAGGGAAUCCUCCGACAAUUUGUACACAACAUGAAUGAGAUUACCAACCAUCCUGAGAUCAGUUUGCAGGAAAUGGUCCCCAUCAAUACCGAGGAUUUUCAGACGAUCAGAGCCUGGAAUCUACACCUUCCAUCCGAGGUCGAUAUCUGCAUCCAUGAAUACAUUCGGCAAUUUUCGGAAACGAACCCCACAGCGCCAGCUGUUGCUGCAUGGGAUGGGAAACUAUCCUACGAAGAACUGGAAGUCUUUUCAGAUAAUCUGGCUGCCCAUGUUCAGGAGCUUGGUGUCACUCGUAAUGCAUAUGUUGGGAUCUACCUAGGCAGGUCGAUGUGGACUGUGGUGUCAAUGCUUGGUGUCAUGAAAGCUGGUGCUACGUUUCUACUGCUGGAUGUCUCUUUGCCACUUUCUCGGCUUCGACAACAAUGCCAGGAUACGCGUCCAGUUCUCGUCAUCUCUUCUGACGAGCACAUGGCCAAUGCCUCUUCUCUGGAUCUCAGAGUACUCAACAUCGCUGAGCAUAGAAAAGGCUGGCAGGAGAUUCGCCAUAUCUGUUCCACCUUCGUGACUCCUGCAGACCCCGUUUAUAUAGUUUUCACAUCUGGGUCCACUGGAAGGCCAAAGGGGGUGGUAAUCGAGCACCGAGCUUUCUUGACGUCGGCCAUAAAAAACGGAUCCGAGCAAGGUGUGGAUUCAACCUCACGUGUCAUUCAAUUGUCAUCCUUCACGUUUGACGCUUCAAUUGCUGAUAUCCUCUAUCCCUUAAUCCAUGGAGGUUGCGUCUGUAUGCCCACCGACAUCGAUGCGCGCAACAACAUUGAAAAUGCUUUCAACGAAUUUGAUGUGAAUUGGGCUUCCUGUACGCCAUCGUUGGCUCGCGUGCUUGAUCCGUCCAAAAUGCCUACUCUGCGCACCUUGGUCUUAGGCGGGGAAGCACUUAAGAUGCAGGACGUCCACAUGUGGGCAGGUCGGAUUCGUCUCGUCAACAGUUACGGCCCCGCGGAAUGCUCCGUAGACUCUAUUGUGCAACCGGAUGUUACAGGACAAUCGGACCCUAGAAAUAUCGGCCGAGGUGUUGCUGUCGUCCCUUGGAUUCUGUCUUCUCGGAAAUCAAAACAUCUGGCUCCUAUUGGAGCAGUUGGUGAGCUCGUCCUUGAAGGUCCAACUUUGGCUAGAUGUUAUCUCAACGAUCCAAAGAGCACUGCAUCUUCUUUUAUUGAAUACCCAGAAUGGCUGUCUCGCCUACGCAGUGGUCGACCGGGCCGUCUGUACUGCACGGGUGACAUGGUUCAGUAUAGUCCCCAGAGAGAUGGAUCGUUGUGCUAUAUCGGACGGCGCGAUAACCAGGUUAAGCUGCAUGGACAGCGGCUUGAGCUGGGUGAGGUUGAGCAGCAUCUGAUGAAUUGUCUGCCUGAUACUCGAGAGAUCGUAGUCGAUCUAAUUACGCCAUUAGAUGGUGGCACACAUCCUGUCCUCGCAGCCUUUAUGGUGCCAGCAGCAGCAUCAGCUGAUCAACUCGACAAACAACAGUCAUCAUCCCUGUCCCCUUCAAAUGGCACAACACGACUGUCUAAUCACGAUCUUUGGACCCGCGCAAGUGAUGGAUUCCACGAGCAAAUCAGAUCUACGCAGACUCUGCUACGAUCUCGCAUCCCGGGCUACAUGAUCCCGACCGUGUUCCUUACCCUGGAGUCAAUGCCCCUGACUUUGUCAGGCAAGAUUGAUCGUCGACGGCUCAAAGAAGAAUCGGCAAAGCUAUCUCGCAAGACACUAAGAGAUCUCACACCAUCAACAUCAUCUGAGGAUGGUCCACUGGGACAGGUGGAGACGAUUUUGCGAACAGCCGUUGCCGCAAUCCUAAAACUGCCAGUCACAGAAGUAGGCAUGCAGGAUAAUUUUGUCCACCUUGGAGGCGACUCGAUAUCGGCUAUAAGACUAGUGAGCACUUUGAAAGAAUCCGGAUUGGCAAUACUUGGCGCGGAGAUACUAAGUUGUCCAUCCCUGCGGGCAAUGGUCAACGUUCUUCGUCCAAAUACCGACAAACAGGCCACUACACAUCUGCCAUUUUCGCUUCUACCAGAUUCCUCUCGAUUCAGCAUUCUGCAUAUUGCAGCUAACCAGUGCAAUGUGGACAGUUCCUAUAUAGAGGAUAUUUAUCCGGUAUCCCCGAUGCAGGAGGCACUUCUAGCUCUGACUCUGAGACAGCCUCAUGCAUAUAUUGCCCAGCUCGUUUGGGAUAUUCCCGAGGGCACGGAAAUUUGUCGCCUUCGAACUGCCUGGGAAGCUGUCUUUCGGGCCAACCCAAUUCUACGAACUCGUUUUGUUAAUCAUGGCUACACUCUAUACCAAACAGUUCUUUGCUGUCCCUUUGAAUGGUCACAAGAUGCUGAACCUUUGGAAGUUUGCUUGGGCGGCACUCUGGCUAAGAUAGCCAUUUCCAAUGUCGACCAAAGAUGCCAGCUCCGGCUUUUAAUUCAUCAUGCUCUCUAUGAUGGGUUGUCGCUCCCUCUUCUAUUACAACAAGUCGAGGCCGCAUAUGGCGGAGCGUUGCUCCCUACGCGGCCGUUUGCCCCAUUUGUGGCCUAUACGAUCGGACUCGAUCAUACUGCUAGCCAAAGAUUCUGGGAAUCCGAGUUCAAAGAUUUGACGCCAGGAACAGCUUUCCCAUCCAGGGCUGAUCCAACUGCUAUGUCAUCUCGGAUGUCUUCAUCUCACACAGCACAUUUCAAUGAUCAGAAAACUUCCAAGUUCACCAUGCCCACGAUGAUUCAUCUUGCUUUCUCCAUCCUUCUGGGUCAAUAUAUACUCUCUGAAGAUGUCAUUUAUGGACUGACUCUUUCUGGGCGAAAUACACCCAUUGCGAACAUUGAGAAUAUUAGUGGGCCAACCAUCACCACAAUACCCUUCCGCGUUCAGCUUUCCCUGAAUUCCACCAUUUGCAACAGCCUAAAAUCGAUUCAAGAGCAUUUGUCCAAUGUUAUUCCCUUUGAACAAACCGGAUUGCAGAGGAUUCGAUCUUUUAACUCAGAGACUGAAGCAGCAUGCAACUUUCAGACCCAGUUGGUUAUUCAAACGACACACGAAGCCUCCCACGAAGCACAAUCACCCGUAUUUCAAGAGCCUCCUAUCCAGAGUGACGAAUACUCAAAAUUUGCCUCCUGUCCUUUCUUAUUGAUAUGCACGGUGCAUCCAGGUGAACGAAAUGUUGACCUGACGUGUAACUUUGAUACGUCACAGGUGACCUAUGAUCAGUCUGUCGCACUCUUACGACAACUAGAUCAUAUCCUUCAGCAAAUUUAUCAUGACCAAAACCAGAAGGUCUCAGAGCUCGAAAUCCUCAGUCCACACGACUGGGAUCGGAUCAAAAGUCGAAAUGCCAUCGUCCCCGAAAGAGAAGGUCAACUUGUGCACAAUAAUGUUUUUGCAAAUUGCCAAUUCCGCCCAAACAAGAUAGCUAUCGAUUCAUGGGAUGGGAAAUUCUCUUACAAAGACUUGGAAACUUAUGCCAUGCAGUAUGCUGGCAUCAUUUACAGAAUGCAUCCUGGAAAAGGCCAUACGGUGGCCGUUUGUAUGGAGAAGUCUCGAUGGACCAUUGUGGCCAUUUUGGCCGUCCUUCAAGCAGGAUGUACAUGCGUACUGAUUGACCCAAGCCACCCAUCGGACCGAAUUAACUCUCUCCUUAUUGACGCUUCCGCUACAAUUUUGCUUGUCUCGGAUGUCACACGGGCUGCGGUCGAGCUGUCAAGUUCACAAAUCAUUGUGGUGUCUCAAUCAAUGCCUGUGACUCCCCCGCAAUCACCGAUAAAUUUCUGUGAGCCCGACUCACGAGACCCUGCCUUCAUUUUCUUUACAUCAGGAAGUACAGGAAAGCCCAAGGCAAUAGUACUGAGUCACUCUGCCGUUUCGACUGGUAUACGUGACCUUCACCUCCCCAUGAGACUUGACCAGGCGCGAAAGGUACUACAUUUUGCUUCUUAUGCAUUUGAUGCAAGCAUAUGGGAAAUCUUUGCAUGCUUAUCAUCUGGGCUAUGUCUCUGCAUCCCUGCUGAUACAGAACGCGCCUCCAAUCUCACUGGCUUUAUCCAAUGUCAUGGAAUUGAUUGGGCAUUUCUCACCCCAUCCGCCACAAUUCUGUUGCAGCCGGAGAAUGUCCAGUGCCUUGAGACCCUUGUAAUUGGAGGUGAACCAUUGUCCACAACCGUUUAUGAGAAAUGGGCUGACCGAUUGUCCUUAAUUAAUGCGUAUGGCCCGGCCGAGUGCACUUUCGUUGUCGCAGCUGGUCAAUUACCUACGAAAGGCUGGACCCGUGGCACCAUCGGUCCAGUCAUCAACGGACUAGGCUGGAUCACGAGCCCUUCUCAGCCCUCAAAAUUAGCUGCCUGGGGUGCUAUUGGAGAGUUCCUGGUUGAAGGACCAACACUUGCCACGGAGUAUAUGAAUGACACCGAGAAGACCGCGGCAGCCUUCAUACCCGGCCCUCCCUGGCUCUCUCAUCUGCGUGGAAAUGACCAGUCUCGCCUUUAUCGCACAGGUGACCUUGUUCGAUACACAGACGAUGGUAUGAUCCAGUUCAUCGGACGACGCGACCGUCAAGUCAAAGUCAACGGUCAGCGCAUUGAGCUUGCAGAUAUCGAAACCCAUCUGAUCCGGUCUUUUCAACCUGGAACAACGGUUGCUGUGGAAUUGAUUCAACCAAAAUUAUCUUCAUCAGCGGCUAGCCCACGUCUCUGUGCAUUUAUUUGCCUCGGGCUCGAUAGCACACCUAGACCAAACAACCCACGCCAGGGAGUGUUGGCGGAAGUCUCGGAAGAAUUUCGUGAUCUCGCUCGGGCUUCAGUGACACGAAUUUCUGCGGAGCUUCCUCCCUACAUGGUUCCUAAUAUUUACAUUCCCCUGGACCAUAUGCCCGUCACACCAACUGGCAAAUUGGACAGGCUUCUGCUCCGUGAUUUAGCUACCACCAAUGAUCUUGGCAGCAUGAUGAUGAUGACGGAUUCCCCCACAGAGACGCGUCUACCUAGCACCCAGAUGGAGCAUUUGAUUGCCAGUCUGUGGUCCGAUAUACUAGGCCUCCAAUUAGAUACAAUCAGGACUGGUGAUAGUUUUUUUCACAGUGGUGGAGAUUCCGUGAUGGCAAUGAAGCUGUCAUCAGAGAUCCACCAACGAGGCCUUAUAUUGACCGUUGCGGAUAUUUUCACUCAUCCUAGACUGUCAGAAAUGGCAGGAAUAGCGAGAGUAUCAGCCCUGCAAAGCGGCACUGGAAAGACUAUUCGUCCAUUUGACUUGAUUCCGAUCACAGCCAAAGAUUCGGUUUUGGAAACUGCAGCGCAGCGUUGCUCAGUUGACCUCGCGCAUAUUGAAGACGUCUGUCCAUGCACAUCGCUACAGGAAGGAAUCACUUUUCUUUCAAUGAAACGCCCUGGGGCAUUUAUGGGAUCGUUCACAUACACCCUUGCCUUGGAUAUCGAUGUCUCGCGCUUUCGAUCAGCGUGGCAGGCUGUACUUAAAGCCAACUCAAUAUUGAGGAGCCGAAUCAUCCACACCGAUGCCCUCCUUCAGGUUGUGGUCCGUUAUGAGGAAGUCUGGGACAUAGUAGAGGACAUUGGCGAGUAUGUUGCGUCGUUCUCACAGCAAGGCUUCUCCCUGGGCCAGCCGCUUCUGCGUUUGGCCCAAACGAAGCCUAUCUCUGGACGCAAUGUCAAAUUCGGAUUCGUAAUUCAUCAUGCUCUGUAUGAUGGCUGGUCACUCCCCUUCGUUCUCAAUCAGGUAGAGAAAGCUUACGGAGGCCAGACGCUUCCUGAGUCCUCAUUCCGAUCAUUCGUUGGUCACAUCUUGACAGCCCAUUCGACAGAAACCCAAGAUUUUUGGAAAUCUCAACUUCAGAAUUUCGACGGACACAUGUUCCCUAGCCUACCAACCCCUGAUUUUGACCCCAUUGUGAACUCGACUGUGCAAGGUACAGUCCUGACUCAGAAAGUGCCAGGAUUCACGACAGCAAAUGUCAUACAACUAGCAUGGGCUUUGACACUGGCCGACUAUACUGGCUCAGAAGAUACGAUUUAUGGGCUGACCGUUUCUGGUCGAGAGGUUGAUGUGCCUGGUAUUGACCUUUUUACCGGCCCGACAAUCGCCACUGUGCCCUUCCGAUUUCACACAAGAAAAAAUGAGACAAUCAUCAAUGAAUUGAGCAGGCAGCAAGUCCAAUAUGUGAGCAUGCAUUCUUAUGAGCAUUUUGGCCUGCAGAAUAUUCGUCAACUCGGCGGUGAUGUAUCCGCAGCAUGCAGCUUCCAGAAUCUGCUGCUUAUCCAACCAUCUGCCAAAUCUGUUGCAUCUAAUCGGGCCAUUUGGACCGAAGACGAACAACCGCGAGUACCCGAAAACUUCGGCUCUUAUGCUCUUGAGGUCACCUGCGAGCUCUCAGCUGCCGAUAUAUCCAUUACCAUGGACUUUGAUUCACGUGUGUUGACACUGGAGCGGGCGCACCGAAUGAUGUCGCACUUCACGCACAAGAUAGGGCAAAUCCAGUCAGAACCCAUGAGUAAGAUCUCAUCCUUGAGCUCAUUGAGCCCAGAGGACCAUAAAAAGAUCAUGCAGCUCAAUGGUUCCCUUCCAGACCCUGUUAAUGGAUGUGUGCAUGACGGCAUUAUGCAAAAGUGUGCGGAGAUGCCAGACGCGCUGGCAGUCUGUGCAUGGGAUGGCCAAUUCACAUACGGAGAACUUGAGAAGCUAUCAACCCACCUUGCGGCGCAUCUUCAGGCUCUAGGUGUCAAGCCAGAGAUCUUGGUCCCAAUUCUCUCGGAAAAGUCUUGCUGGACGGCCAUUGCCAUAAUGGGGGUUAUCAAGGCCGGAGGUGCUGUUCUUCUUCUGGAUCCUAAGGUUCCAGAGGAACGAAUGCGCCACAUCUUACGAAGCAUUGGGGCCAAGCUUAUCAUUUCAUCUACUAGAUAUCUCUCUGUUGCCGUCACCUUGGCACCCGCGGCUAUGCCAGUUGGACCAGACCACUCCCCUGGAAACUGUGAUCAAGGCGCUUCUUGUGUUUCUGCAGUUACUCCUCAGAACGCUCUUUAUGCUAUCUUCACCUCUGGGUCCACUGGACGUCCUAAGGGAAUCAUCAUCGAGCAUGCCGCAUUCUUGACUAGUGGCCGAGCGCAGUUCCGGCCAUUGUACCUGGAUUCGCAAUCUCGCACCCUUCAAUUUGCAUCUCACAUGUUUGAUGUGAGCAUCGCGGAUUAUCUGUGGACAUUUCUGGUCGGCGGCUGUCUUUGCAUUGCUUCCGAAGAGGCUCUGCAAAAUGACCUUACCGGGGCUGUGAACCAAUUCCACGUCAACCGCAUCGAGUUGACUCCUUCUUUGGCACGUGUGCUACACCCAGACAGCAUGCCCACUCUCAAGACAGUAAUUCUAGGCGGCGAGGCCAUGUCGCAGGAUGACAUCCGGCAGUGGACUGGUAAAGUCCGUCUAGUGAACGGUUAUGGCCCAGCUGAAGCGUCUGUAUCCUGCAUCGUUGCCAAUGUGGAUGCUAAGUCGGAUCCGAGCAGAAUCGGACGGACUUAUGGUGCUAUUCCGUGGAUCGUUGAUCCAAACGACCACGAACGACUCCUUCCCAUUGGUGCCUCAGGGGAACUUCUCCUCGAAGGACCGAUACUGGCUCGGGGAUACCUGAACGAUGCCGAGAAGACUGCAGCUGCAUUCAUCGAGCCACCGCAAUGGCUGCGGUCCUUGCGUCCCACCUCCAGACUUUACAAGACUGGAGACUUGGUUCAAUAUGGGGCCGAUGGAGCCAUCCACUUCCGCGGUCGGAAGGAUACGCAAGUGAAGAUACGAGGCCAGAGAGUCGAACUGGGCGAAAUUGAACAUGAAAUUCGCAAUUGCAUUAAGGCCGAUGUCGUCGUCGAAAUGGUUUUGCCUGCAUACCGGAAGUCUGACCCACUUCUGAUGGCUUUCGUCCAUUAUCAGGAGUCAGUGGAGAUGGAAGGUGGGACUAGUCAACCGGCUCCCGAGAGCAGCAUUGAGCUAUUUGAUUGUGUCAAUGACCAGCAUCGUUUACGGGCACAGGAAUCAACAGAAGCGGUGAGAAAGAGACUUCCAUCUUACAUGGUGCCUCCUAUCUUCAUUCCCCUUGUCAGAAUGCCCGUUUCUACCAGCGGCAAAGCAGAUCGCCGUUUGCUGCGUCAGCAGGCGGCAUUGCUUUCCCGGGAGAAACUAGAAGCAUACAUGACUCGGAAAGAAAUUCAACAGCCACCAAAGACACCGGUUGAGCAGACACUUCACAGGAUUGUCGCCGACGUCCUUAGGCUUGAUGAUGGCAGUGGAUUUGGAAUGGAAGAUAAUUUCUUUUCGAUCGGCGGAGACUCCAUCAUUGCUAUUCAACUCGUCUCCAAGGCAAGCAAAGCGGGCUUUACCUUCAGAGUUACCGAUCUGUUUCGGACCCCGAAACUCUCCGAUUUGGCCAAACUCACUGCAGACAGUGAGAUGGAGAUAAAAUCCUCGACAGUCUCGUUCAGCCGGUACCUUGGGUUUGUAAAUGACAAGGACAUGAUCGACAAGAUCUGGUCGUCUCGGCCUGCAGCUCUCCAAAAAGAGAAUAUUGAUGAGAUAUAUCCUGUUCCCGAGUCUGUUGAGCGCAUGUGGUAUCAACCACCGGAGUAUUGGUGCAUCAACUUCGAAGGUCCAGUGGAUUAUGACAAGCUUCAGCAAGCCUGUACGGCAUUAGUCGAGAGACACAGUGUCCUCCGGACCGUUGUAGUCCCAUUCCAGGACAGCCUCGUUCAGAUUGUUCUCAGUCAGAUUGACACCUGCAUCCACAAUCAAGGUCUACGUCCCACACUUGAGAGCUUUGGGAAGGAGGUGCGUUGUCGUGAGAAUGUUGUCGCUCCAACGAUCGAGUAUCCGGUGACACAGUUUUCGUUUUCGCAUAAUGAUCAAGGGAAAGGCAUUCUCAUCGUCCGCCUCAGUCACGGACAGUUUGAUGGGUACAGCUUGGCAAUACUUUGGCAAGAUUUGAAAAGUUUGUACGAAGGGUCGUCUUUGCCGGAACCAGGCAAUAUGACUGAGCACAUCAAGCAUUGGGUGAUGGGCCAGCGGGGUGAGAGUUUCAACUUCUGGAAGAAUGUCCUUGAUGGAGCUGGAGUUUCCAGGAUUGACAAUGGGUCUUUCGGCCACGAAAACCAGGCGCCCUCCGAGCGAAGUACUCACGGCACUGUUACCGCCACGCGCUAUAUAAGGCUUGGGAACGCUUUGCCACAGUCUUUCACCCAGGCAACGCUUGGGAAGGCUGCUUGGGCUUUCCUCCUCUGGAAGCUCAGUGGUAAAUACAGCGUCGUGUUCGCGCAAACCGUUAACGGCCGGAGCCAAUCUUCAACGGAUGUCCCACAACCCGUCGGCAUGUGCCUCAAUCAUAUCCCCGUCCGAGCGAACUUUGAGAAUAUGCGCUCUGCUCUUCAUCUCAUGCAGAGUCUACAAGACCAACACCGCGACAGCCUGGAUCAUGAACUAGUUGAUUUCCGUCAGAUUGUUGAGAAAUGCACAUCCUGGCCUAGCGGGACAACCCACCAGAGCAAUUAUCUGCAUCAGAACAUUGAUCCCGACGUGCCAUUCAGCUUUGGCAAAACUCAAGCCCUGGUAACGUGCGAGUACGAGUGGCUCCAUCCUCCAGAUCAAAUAUUGGUGGAGACCUACCCGACCGACAAAGAAGGCGGACUCCGUGUGACGAUUGAUGCCUGGCAUGAUGUCCUCGAUCAAACAAGUCUCUCGGAUCUGUGGGCUGAGUGA